AUGGCAUCUGGAGAGUGCCUUCUGCUAGACCUAGAAACAGAUAACUUAAUUCUCUACAACAUCUCUGUCAACCAGAGUGCAAACGUCUCCCUCCUUGGUGAUGACUGGUUCUACCCAGGGUUCCUCUACGCCAUCCCCACCAUCUACGGGAUCAUAAUUUUGAUAGGCCUGAUUGGCAAUAUCACGUUGAUUAAGAUCUUCUGUACUGUGAAAUCCAUGAGAAACGUCCCCAAUUUGUUCAUCUCCAGUUUGGCUCUGGGAGACCUGCUGCUUCUGGUGACUUGUGUGCCUGUGGAUGCCAGCAGGUACCUUGCUGACGAGUGGCUCUUUGGCAGAACUGGAUGCAAACUUAUCCCCUUCAUACAGCUCACUUCUGUAGGGGUGUCAGUCUUUACUCUCACUGCUCUCUCAGCUGACAGGUAUAAAGCUAUAGUAAGGCCAAUGGAGAUCCAAGCAUCCCAUGCACUGAUGAAGAUUUGUGUGAGAGCUGCUGUAAUCUGGAUUGUAUCUAUGUUGCUUGCCAUCCCUGAAGCAGUGUUUUCAGAUCUGCACCCUUUCCAUGACAAAGGGACUAAUAAAACCUUCAUCAGCUGUGCUCCUUACCCGCAUUCAGAUGGGCUGCAUCCUAAAAUUCACUCAAUGGCAUCAUUUUUCAUCUUUUAUAUCAUUCCCCUAUCUGUCAUUUCAGUGUAUUAUUAUUUCAUUGCUAAGAAUUUGAUCCGGAGCGCUUACAACAUCCCUGUGGAAGGAAACGUGCAUGUGAGGAAACAGAUUGAAUCCCGUAAGCGUCUGGCCAGGACGGUACUGGUCUUUGUGUGCCUCUUUGCCUUGUGCUGGCUUCCCACUCACAUAAUCUAUUUAUAUCGGUCCUACCACUACUCAGAAGUGGACACCUCAGUGCUGCAUUUCAUUGCCAGCAUCUGCGCUCGGAUCCUGGCAUUCACUAACUCUUGUGUCAACCCGUUUGCUCUCUACUUGCUCAGCAAGAGCUUUCGGAAACAGUUCAACAACCAGCUGCUGUGCUGCAGAGCUCGUCUCCUGAUACGGUCCCAGAGCAUGGCCAGGAGCACCACACGAAUGACCUCCCUCAAGAGCACCAACCAUUCACUGGCCACCUUCAGCCUUAUCAAUGGCAACCACAUCUGCCAUGAAGGCUAUGUCUAA
Messenger RNA from Pterocles gutturalis (yellow-throated sandgrouse), 1164 nucleotides. It is a transcript of the gene GRPR, whose product is annotated as gastrin-releasing peptide receptor. The transcript is spliced from 3 exons. NCBI's taxonomy places the organism in Eukaryota, Metazoa, Chordata, Aves, Pterocliformes, Pteroclidae. Gene Ontology annotation, molecular function: G protein-coupled peptide receptor activity. Bases 1 to 1164 code for a protein of 387 amino acids. Gene Ontology annotation, cellular component: membrane. Gene Ontology annotation, biological process: G protein-coupled receptor signaling pathway. The record is from RefSeq and is a predicted model, not a curated record.